CUUAACUGCGCAACCGAUUUUCGUGGAGGCUGCUUAACAAGUACGAUGAACAGGGCAAGAAGGACCGAUGUUGGCCCGAGGCGAGAUAGCCGUCGCAUGCAUGCGCUGAUGGCCGAAGAAUUCCGGCGGGAAGCGGAACAGGAAGACGACCCGGAGGGGGCAGUCGACAACGGCGGUUCCGACGCCAACACUGAUUGCGACGGCAACGACUCUGACGCCAACAACACCGACGAAGAACUGAGGACCGCCAACGAGUUCCACUGGCCUUUGGACAUGCUCCAGGAACAGUUCCGCAUCCUCCAAUCUCGGAUCGUGGACGAAGUUCGGAGGGCGAUAAGGGAGGAGUUUGACGAGAUGCGCUCGGGCAUGGCGACACCCCCGGGAUCACCGGCGCCGAGUUCGCCAGUACCACCGACCUGCUUCGAGGGCCAGUUCAAGGCCUUCGCAAAGUUCGGCGACAGCAAGAGCACGGGAGACGCCAUCACGCUCUCCAACAGCGACAAGUGGUUCAAGCAGGCCAAGGUCAUCGACGGCAAAAAGAUCACCACCACCGACACCGGCAUCUACUUCAAGCAGGUGGCCAAGACGAAGAAGGCUCUCCUCCUGAAGGAAUAUCAACAAUUCCUGGAAGUCAUCGCCAAGAACAAGAAAGUCGAGGUGGAAGAAAUCAAGAACAAGUUGAGUUCCUGCGGACCCCCGGCCACGACGAGGACCACGCCAGUGGCGACGGGGGGUGCCGUGGCCCGACUAACGGACCACACAAAGUACACUGGCACCCACAAGCAGCGCUUCGACCAGACGGGCAAAGGCAAGGGCAAGGAAGGCCGGGAGGACCUUCCGAGCGAGUCCGGCUACGUCAGCGGUUACAAGGACGAGGGCAACUACAACAAGACGCACUGAGGCGUUGCAGCGUGUGGCGUGUGCGGUUCAGCCCGUGUGUACAUACCGUAGCAGUCCAGUUGCUCGGCUUUUCUUAACUGCCGUGUUUGCGGGCGCCUGACCCGCUCAUUCCCAGCUUCCUGUUCUCAAACCAAAACCAGGGUAAUCCAAGAACUUCAGCUUUUUUACUUUUUUUUUUUUCGAUGUAACGUGUUCGAAAUUUUUAAUCACCGAUUACGAACCACUCGCAAAGUACUGCUAAAGUAUAAGCCUUCCGACGAAACAACUGGACCCGUACGUGAAGUUGAGCAAACUGGUACCGAGGUGCUAUAUCCAAAUGCGGCAGAUGGAGAGCAGUCCUUGUUUCCGAUUUCUCUAUUCCCGGGAUGUGUGGUUCAUACGCCCGUAAAUACGACUGGCUGGUAAUUAUCGAGGCUGUCCCGCGUGCCAUUUUCGAGUGAGAUAUUGCUGUGUGUCGGUUGUAAUCGGACCUUCGGUACUGUACCGCGAUGUGCACUUUGCUUUGACGACUCGAAAAUUCUAGAGCCAGCCGGCAUUCGCCCGACGCAGCGGGUUAAGUGUCUGGUAUAGAGAGAAGGUCCGGGGUGCUGCUAACGUACCCCUCUAGUUCAAUCGAAUUAAGCGAUAUCGGACACUAGACAACAAAUUGCCGACAAAGUGAAUAGUGCAACUGUUAUCCUAAGCAUCGCCUCUGCCUGAUCAUUAUUUAGUUGGAUUUUGUUCGCGACCUGCAAGCUGCAAGACUUUGCAGAUCAUUCUAAAUCACAAGGGUACAGACAACACGGUAUAGCUGAAACCAAGCAAAGUAUUUGCGCAGCUUUACUACAGACCAUCCAAUCGCAUUUUAUAUAAGUAUGCGUGUACUCGACCUCAUUACAGCGCAAGUUUGUUCCAGAACCAAUUACGUUGCUGUCUUACUCGUAGCUAGCCCUCACACUUUUACCAAGAGCAGUUAUUAAAAAAAUAUAUAUAUGUAUAUGUAAGUGGUUUCUCCACACACCGUCUCUUAAUAUUCUUUGUUGUACUGAGUGUACUAACCCUGGAAAAUGCAUAACUGGUUUGGGAAAUGUUAUCGUGAGGAGGCAAGAAAUGCAAAAGUGAAAAUGUGCUGAAUGCAGAGCGCAAGUUCGUCUGCUUCUUGCACAGGGAUUGCGAUGAUGUCAGAACGUCAAUUAAAAAUAGUGAUUAGACCUCAAGGCAUCUAGUAUUGAGGUCUACCCACUACCCUUUCAGUCAAAGCCAAUCAGAACUCCGCGUCGUUUUGACGUCACUGCAACUGCUGCGCAAGAAGCAGGACGACCAGCUCACCCAAUUUGUUUUAUUCAUGGGAAGGAAAGAACCCUGCACUCUAAAAAAAAAAAAGGUGUAAAAGGGUGUAUUGUUACACUCUUUGUCCUAUAUAAUACACCCCAAAGCUUCAAUUCGACGUACAGCGCCCUAUAGCCGAACAGACGGUCCCAAAUUGUACGAUGGGCUUGAUAGCCGUGUGGUACAACUUAUUAAAAUAGCUAAUGUACGUUUUACUGACUAUAAGAAAAUAAUCAGGGUUUCUUGGCCCUAAUGCAAAAACUCUUGUUUUCUUUAUGUGGUCUUUGAUACAUACUUUAGCUAUUUAAAAAGUUAUAUCGCACCGUUAUCAAGCCCCUCGUAAAAUUUAGGGCCGUCUCUUCAACUAUAGGGUGCUGUACGUCGAAACAAAGUUUUGGGGUGUAUUAUAUGUGACAAAAGGGUGUAAGGUGAUACCCCUUUUGGCUGCUACGUUCCUUAAGAACGUUCCUUAUGUCCAUUGGAGGCUGUACAUAUAUUCACGAGGUGUAAAUGCUAUGUACUGUUUGCUUAGAAACUUUCACGCAACACUUGUCCAAAGUGUACACUUCAUUUGGAGUUGGUUUGUAACCUACGUAGUGUUUUUUCUUUAUUAAAAUGAGCUGUAUCACAUAAUUCAUGACUAGUUCUAUAAAAAUGUGUAGAUCGGCAUAACGAAAAUCGCUCUGUUCUUGCUGAGAAGUGGUGUUACUUUAUCCGUUAGAAGGCUGCUACAUAUGAAGCCCAAUAAACGUUUGUCAUCAUAUAUGUCACAUUCUAUAAAACAUUUCUGCCAAACUGUAAAAUAUAAACUUCGAAUUGUGUCCAUGAAAGACUCAUCUCCCAAAACCAUUGCGACUCCGAAAAAAAUGUUAUUCAUAAAACACACGUCUUUAUUUCUGCUCUUCAUGGAAUUAUGUACAGAUGACGACUAUGACUAGUAUACACAAGGGAAAACAAACAAUAAUGGUGAAUUGUAAUACCGACUUGAUAAUGAAUAUCGCACAAGCAUCCCAACCUCCAGAAGAAAAAAA
This is a messenger RNA of Ixodes scapularis (black-legged tick), 3239 nucleotides long. It is a transcript of the gene ringer, whose product is annotated as tubulin polymerization-promoting protein homolog. The coding region runs from base 46 to 900 and encodes 284 amino acids. NCBI's taxonomy places the organism in Eukaryota, Metazoa, Arthropoda, Arachnida, Ixodida, Ixodidae. The transcript has 4 exons. Gene Ontology annotation, cellular component: microtubule. Gene Ontology annotation, biological process: microtubule polymerization; positive regulation of protein polymerization; microtubule bundle formation. Gene Ontology annotation, molecular function: tubulin binding. The record is from RefSeq and is a predicted model, not a curated record.